This is a messenger RNA of Nyctereutes procyonoides (raccoon dog), 2270 nucleotides long. RefSeq names its product tripartite motif containing 47 (gene TRIM47). The record is from RefSeq and is a predicted model, not a curated record. The transcript is spliced from 6 exons. Bases 12 to 1946 code for a protein of 644 amino acids. NCBI's taxonomy places the organism in Eukaryota, Metazoa, Chordata, Mammalia, Carnivora, Canidae. Gene Ontology annotation, molecular function: zinc ion binding.
GCCGCGGAGCUAUGGACGGCAGCGGGCCCUUCGGCUGCCCCAUCUGCCUGGAGCCGCUCCGGGAGCCGGUGACGCUGCCCUGCGGCCACAACUUCUGCCUGGCCUGCCUGGGCGCGCUCUGGCCGCACCGCGGCGCGGGUGGCACCGGCGGGCCCGGAGGCGCGGCCCGCUGCCCGCUGUGCCAGGAGCCCUUCCCCGACGGCCUGCAGCUCCGCAAGAACCACACGCUGUCCGAGCUGCUGCAGCUCCGCCAGGGCUCGGGCUCCGCGCCCGGGCCCGGCCCGGCCCCGGCCCCGGCCCCGGCCCCGGCCCCGGCCCCGGAGCCCACGCCGCCCAGCGCGCCGCCCAGCGCCCCGGAGCCCUCGGCUCCCUGCGCGCCCGAGCCCUGGCCCGGCGGCGAAGAGCCGGUGCGCUGCGACGCGUGCCCCGAGGGCGCGGCCCUGCCCGCCGCGCUGUCCUGCCUCUCCUGCCUCGCCUCCUUCUGCCCCGCGCACCUGGGCCCGCACGACCGCAGCCCCGCGCUGCGCGGACACCGCUUGGUGCCGCCGCUGCGCCGGCUGGAGGAGAGCCUGUGCCCGCGCCACCUGCGGCCGCUCGAGCGCUACUGCCGCGCCGAGCGCGUGUGCCUGUGCGAGGCCUGCGCCGCCCAGGAGCACCGGGGCCACGAACUCGUGCCGCUGGAGCAGGAGCGCGCGCUCCAGGAGGCGGACCAAUCCAAAGUCCUGAGUGCCGUGGAGGAUCGCAUGGAUGAGCUGGGCGCUGGCAUUGCACUGUCCCGGCGCACGGUGGCCCUCAUCAAGAGCGCAGCCUUGGCAGAGCGGGAGAAGGUGAGCCGACUGUUCACCGAGGCUGCGGCCAUCCUGCAGGGCUUCCAGGCAGAGGUGCUGGGCUUCAUCGAGGAGGGGGAGGCCACCAUGCUGGGCCGCUCCCAGGGUGACCUGCGGCGCCAGGAGGAACAGCGCAGUAGGCUGAGCCGGGCCCGCCACAACCUCAGUCAGGUCCCCGAGGCCGACUCGGUCAGCUUCCUGCAGGAGCUCCUGGCAUUGAGGCUGGCCCUGGAGGAGGGGUGCGGCCCUGGGCCCGGCCCCCCAAGGGAGCUCAGCUUCACAAAAUCCUCCCAAGCCGUGCGGGCGGUGAGAGAUGUGCUGACGGCGGCCUGUGCCAGCCAGUGGGAGCAGCUGCGGGGGUUGGGCGGUGAUGAAGACGAGCUGCAGAAGUUGGGCACGGAAGCAGAUGCCGAGUCCCAAGACCCCGAUAGCACCAACAACGUGGAGAGUGAGGCUCCCAGGGAUUACUUCCUCAAGUUCGCCUACAUUGUGGACCUGGACAGCGACACGGCAGACAAGUACUUGCAGCUGUUUGGGACCAAAGGUGUAAAGAGGGUGCUGUGUCCCAUCAACUACCCUGAGUCACCCACCCGCUUCACCCACUGCGAGCAGGUGCUGGGUGAGGGCGCCCUGGACCGGGGCACCUACUACUGGGAGGUAGAGAUCAUCGACGGCUGGGUCAGCGUGGGGGUCAUGGCCGAAGACUUCUCCCCGCAAGAGCCCUAUGAUCGGGGCCGGCUGGGCCGCAACGCCCACUCCUGCUGUCUGCAGUGGAAUGGACGGAGCUUCUCCGUCUGGUUCCACGGGCUCGAGGCACCCCUGCCCCAGCCCUUCUCGCCCACCGUCGGGAUCUGCCUAGAAUAUGCUGACCGAGCCCUGGCCUUCUACGCCGUGCGGGACGGCAAGAUGAACCUGCUUCGGAGGUUGAAGGCCUCCAGGGCCCGCCGGAGCAGCACCCUGGCCUCCUCCAUCGACCCCUUCCAGAGCCGCCUGGAUGGCCAUUUUGCAGGACUCUUCACUCGCAGGCUCAAGCCUGCUUUCUUCCUGGAGAGUGUGGACGCCCACCUGCAGAUCGGGCCUCUCAAGAAGUCCUGCAUAUCUGUGCUGAAGAGGAGGUGAUGCCGGAGGGCAUGGGGCCUCCUGCAGUGUUUCUGCUCCUGGGAAGCUAGCUUCUCUGCACACCCCCAUCUUGACCCCAGGGAACGGCACUGUGGAGCCUCCCCAGGCUUCUCAUUCCUGGAGGCCUCCUGGGCCUUCCACCUCUCAAAGGGCGUCCCUCAGACCCCUUGAAAUGCCCCUCAGACCCUGUCCCCCUGUAGGCCUUGUUUCUGGGAGAGAAAGCCAGAGCUGGGACAGAUCCAGGCUAUCCGGUCCCUCCUUUCCCAGGUUCCUGGGACAGUGCCUGGCACAUAGUAGGUGCUGAAUAAAUAUUUGUUGAAUGAA